Molecule: messenger RNA, 1152 nt
Organism: Amphimedon queenslandica
Lineage: Eukaryota; Metazoa; Porifera; Demospongiae; Haplosclerida; Niphatidae
Product: probable kinetochore protein NUF2
Exons: 14
Coding region: 6-1079 (357 amino acids)
Cellular component (GO): kinetochore; Ndc80 complex
Source: RefSeq, a predicted model, not a curated record
GAUUAAUGAAUGUCUGUCUUUUAACUGAUAAUGAUUUCAGUCCGAGAGACAUUUUGGAACCAUCUCCAAAAAGAUUACAGAAACAUUUGAGCGCUGUAGUCAAUUAUGUCAAAUUUUUUAACUUUGCUGAGCAAAUUAGUAACACUGAAGGGAAAAGGAAAGAAAUUGAAGAGUUGAAUGAGAAGCUAAAGGCCUCAGUGACUAGCAUAACUGAUAUCCAAAGAGAAAUAGCUGAAUUAGAAGAAAGUAAGGAGGCAAGAAAAGAAGUUGAAGAUGCGAGGAAGCAUCAAAUUGCUGAGCAAGAGCACGAACUUCAAGACCUCAAGACUCACAUGUCAAAUUUAGAGUCUAGGUUAAAAUUGGCAGAAGAAUCACAAGAAAGAAGCAAAAAAGCCCAUUCGACUGCUGAAGAAGAUUUAAAGCGAUCAGAAGACAGAAUCAAUGACCUUAAAAUGCAAGUGGUCACUUCGCCCCAAGAGCUCUAUCAGAGUGUUGAUGAGGUACGUAAAGAUCUUGAAGAUAAGAGGAACGUGAGAGAUGAGACCAUCGGUAAUGCCACCAUGUGGGAGACAUUGGCUAAGAAAGCAUCUGAUGUUACACCAUCUGUGGAUGAUACUAUUGGAGAAAUAGAUGAACUGUCACAUCUGGUUGAGAAGACAAUUCAGCUUGAUAAUGAUUUAAAGAGAUUAAUGGACUCCAAAAGGAAACUAACCCAAGAACUUAAAUCAAAGAUAUCGAGGGAUCAGAACCUGUCUGGUCAAAUCAAAAAGAUUGAUGAAGAGAUUAAUGGUUUAUCACAAUAUAAACGUACUCUCUCUUCCACUGAUGGUGACUCAGAGCAGCAAAAGGAGAUAGAGUCUUUUGAGCUCAUUUUGGAAAACAAGAAAGAGAAAGACCACGAAAUGUUAAUGGAGCUCGAAGAAACAAAACAAAAACAUUCUAAAAGGAUCAAAGCUUUCGAAAAACUAGAGACUCAAGUCACUAAUGAAAUCACAUUAAUGAAGGAAACAUAUCACUCUUAUCAGAGGAGACUGGAAGAAGUGAACAAGCCAUUGAACUCAAUAAAGAAAUCUCUUUAAAAUACACACACACACAUCUAUAGAUUACAUUAUUAUUGUCAGAUUUUGAUUAAUGAAAACCAUUAAUACAGUA